GAGUGACCGCUUCCAAUCUGCUGGGGGGCUAACGGAGGGGAAAAGAACUGGGCGACAGGAGCUGAAGACUAUCGAACAAAAUUGACUUGAGGAGAAGUAGAGGAGAAAAGUUUCUAUUCAGCCAGAUUGCGCUAAAUCUCCACUCCAAAAGUCUGACUACCAGCCCCUUUGUAAAUUAGCGCGGAUUUUCGCCCAGCGCGGAGAGAGAAGCUCAGUCCGCAGAGAACUUUUUGUUUUCUUCCCAUCACCAGCUAGGAGGAGACUCUUAACUCUCUCGUGAGCGCCUCCCAGUCCGGACUGCCUGCAAACCUCGGACACCUCCAGAGUCCCUCAGAUAGCAAGCUAGGGGACAGCUUUGGAACCGCCACAAAUCAAUCUUUUGCCUUCGACACUACUCCGAACUCAGGUCACAUUUCCUCAGGGAGGGCACCACAAAGGUCGGGGGCUCUCACUUCGUGUUUCCAAGUGCCACCUCCCUCUCCCUCCCGCAACCAACCACUGAAAAGAAAUGUGUAUAUGAUGGUGAGAGUGGGAUGCAUCGAAAAGACCCCGUUUCCUACGAUGAUAGCGUAGAAAGAGCGUUCUUCGGUUGAGAUACGGCUCUGGGCCUUACAAUGAAGCUGCGCAGACACCUUCUCUUCUGGUUUCUCAUAUUCUGAGGGACAAAAGCGCGAGCGCCUCUGGGGAGCGUGGCUUAGCUGGGGGGGGGGGGGCGGGGUUCCGCCUCUUUUGUCUACUUAACUUUUCUCCGUCCUUCAGCUGAGACCGUCUCAGGCACCCCGUAAUCGGGAGCACCCGGAUCCCUUUACCCCAUCACCUCACUUCUAGAUGUGAAGAACCCCUUCCUGCCGCCACCCGGAACAGAAGACACUGAGCUUUUGUUAAGACCGAUCUCCUUUCUACCACUGCACCAAAAGAGAGAAGGAGCGGAGGCAUGGUGCAUAGAACAAGAAACGAUUAAAAACUACUAUGGGCUGAAUAGGGAGCGAGUGAAGAACACAAACUUUUUUCUUUUUGAGAACUUUUUUCCCCUAACUGGGAAAGGAGUUCCGAUCCCCGACAGCUCAACACUGCUUCCGACUCUGAGAGGGAAGAGAGGGAGGGGGAGUGGGGAAGGAACCACGAAAGCUCGAUGGAUUAGUGAUUUGGCUAACUGUGGGAAAGGAUCGGAGAAAACUUCCCCGAAAAAAACACAACCCAAGCCCACCGGCGGCAGCCUCAUAUUCCCUCACAUACCAGCCCUUACCCCCCUUGGCUAAUCACCCCUCAUUAAAAGCUUCAUCAGCGGCCUAAUGAAAGCAAACCGUGUGGAAAUCGCCGGUAAACAGUUGGGUCUGGACUGUAAUUAAUUCAGUGUCUCUUUUAAUCAAGCUGAAAGGGGAUCAGGCUCCUUCUUGCGAAACCGUGACAUCACCCCCAAAAUCACCCGGAACCAAUCAGCGCCACCGCUCCGGGGACACGUGGGUGAGUCCCCCCUUUUAAAAAAAAACACACAAAAAAACAACAAAACGAAAAAAAACUACACCCAAAAAAACCGAACGCCAAAGAAAAAGUGACUCAAGUUCAUUUUUUAAUGGAAGGGGGGGAGGCGUACCGCAAACGGAGGAACUGUGAGAACAGUCUAGAGGCCCGGAUUUGCCAGAACCUCUGUCCAAGGUGCUGAAACGUUCGCCCAAGGCUGCGGAAGCGGAGGAAGUAAGAGCCGGUGGGCCAGGUGAAGCAGCUUGCGUCUUGAGCUCUGUUGCUGUCCAAGGUUCUGAUGCCGUCAGGUGCGCUCUGCCUUACCGGCUGGAAGCCUGGGCGCCCGGGACAUACUGCUGUCCGUGGUGCUGACUAGCCGCUCAGGAAGAAGGCUUUGAUUGUACUACUUUUUAAUUGUUAUUAUUCUUUUCUUUCUUUCUUUUGCAAACCUUUAUUUUAUUUAGAUUUUAUUUACUCAUUUUUCUCUUUGCCAAAGGGAAAUCCAGGCAGGAAACUUUCCCUUCUGUCCCCCAAAACUUGACGCUUUCUCCCUCCCUAUCCCCCGUUCUCCCUCCCCGACACUCCCACUACCCCCCCUCAGGCACCGCAGCUCUUCGAGAUGCUGCAGAAGCGCUGAGCCCUUGUGGAUCUAAUGCGCAAAGGCGUUUGGCCCAGAGCUCCCCGGCUCCCCCAAGGCUGAACUCGGUCCAAGGUGCCCGCCAGCUCCCUGCCCGCCUGCCCCAUGCCAGCCCUCAGCUAGGGGCAGGGGCGGUGGCUGCUGGGGUUGGUGGGUGGGUGGGGAGGUUCUGGGGAGGAAAGGAAGCGGCUUGGCUAUGGAAGGCUCCAAUGGAUUUGGGAUCGACUCCAUCCUCUCGCACAGAGCAGGCAGCCCCGCCCUUCCCAAGGGGGACCCCCUGAUCGGGGACUGCCGCUCACCCCUGGAGCUGAGCCCCCGAUCUGAAGGCAGCAGCGGAUGCUCAUCUCCUGCUUCGCCAAGAAGGGACUGUCUGGAGACAGGAGCACCACGGCCGGGCGGAGGGUCUGGCCAGGGUUUAGAUUCCCACCUGCAGCCCGGGCAGCUGUCAGCUCCGUCCCAAUCCCGCUCGGUGACCUCCUCCUUCCUGAUCAGGGACAUACUUGCCGACUGCAAACCGUUGGCAGCCUGCGCACCCUACUCCAGCAACGGGCAGCCCGCAGCCCAGGAGCCCGGGGGCCGCCUCUCGGCCAAGCCUGGAGAGGACUUUAGAGACAAACUGGACAAAGGCGGCAGCAACUCUUCUUCCGAUUCGGAGUAUAAAGUGAAAGAAGAAGGCGACCGAGAAAUCUCCAGUUCCCGGGACAGUCCCCCUGUUCGCCUGAAGAAGCCGCGUAAAGCUCGCACUGCCUUUACGGACCAUCAGUUGGCGCAGCUGGAACGCAGCUUCGAGAGGCAGAAAUACUUGAGCGUGCAGGAUCGCAUGGAGCUGGCCGCCUCGCUCAACCUCACUGACACGCAGGUCAAGACCUGGUACCAAAAUCGCAGAACCAAAUGGAAGCGUCAGACGGCUGUAGGUUUGGAGCUGUUGGCAGAGGCAGGCAAUUACUCAGCACUGCAACGGAUGUUCCCGUCGCCUUAUUUCUACCCGCAGAGCCUGGUUUCCAAUCUGGACCCUGGCGCAGCCCUCUACUUGUACCGGGGCCCCAGUGCUCCUCCGCCCGCACUUCAGAGACCUCUGGUGCCCCGCAUCCUUAUCCACGGACUCCAGGGAGCCAGCGAGCCGCCCCCUCCCCUGCCCCCACUCGCGGGCGUUCUCCCGCGAGCGGCACAGCCCCGGUGAGCCUCAGUCCCCAGCCUUAGUCACCCCGGGCGCUAGUUCUCCCAGUCCGCGCGGGCUGCGCAGCCCCCAUCCUCGCCCCAGUUCACUGAUACUGAGAGUGAGAAGGCAAGGGAGAGCAGAAUCCGCUGCGCGCCCGGAGGGGAGAUAUCCUUUACCCAGAGCUUUGGAGGAGUGGGUGUUGAAAAUCCUCCCCGCCAAGAGCACAAACUCUCCCAAUCCCCUCUUCGCUCCAGAACAUCGCCCCACAAAGGACCAAAGGUCAAUACUCCAAGAGACGGCCAGCGGCUGAUUCCCACUUCUUCCCCAACUCUAUCAGCCGCCCUGCUUCACUUCACUCAAACCAGCCGAGGAUGGGGUCAGUUUGCCCUAGCCGGGUUGUAUCUGGCUCUGUGCACACAUUUUCUCCUACCGCUCUCGAACCUGCCCCAGCCCAACUUGCUCCUUAAUCUCCAGGGAAUUUGACCCGUAAGGCACCUCCUCUCCCUGCCUUUCCCCCAGUCUGGGUGGGUGGGUGGAUGAAGGAACCACGAGUUGCUCGCUCUGUCUUAUUCCCUUGGCUCCUGGCCUCCUGCUGUAUAUUUGCCCCUUCCUCCUCGCACCCUACAGAGUGGGGAGGGCAGGGAGGAAAACGCGGACUGCUGCUUGUACAGUGAUGCCCCCCUCCCCUCUCCUCUCCCUCUCCCCCAGCGGGAGCCCCGGCCAGGCCCAGAGGAGAGGCUGACCGGGCCGGGCCGAGCUGUACAUACCGCGUGUAAAGUGUAUAUGAAGUUAUUUAUUCGUGACCCAUGAGCCCGUGACCGUGUCCGUGAAUUUGUGAGUCUGUAGCCUGCGCCCUCCCCGCUCCCGGGCGUGGCAGGAAGGGGCCAAGGAGACUUGCUUAUGCAGCCCCAAACUGCAGCCCGGGCCCCUGGGCCAGCCAGGUCCCUUGGGCUCGCGCUCUUUUUUAAAUGUCGAAAUAAACUUCUUACAAAUUCA
This is a messenger RNA of Trichosurus vulpecula (common brushtail), 4253 nucleotides long. RefSeq names its product BarH like homeobox 1 (gene BARHL1). Bases 2295 to 3278 code for a protein of 327 amino acids. The record is from RefSeq and is a predicted model, not a curated record. NCBI's taxonomy places the organism in Eukaryota, Metazoa, Chordata, Mammalia, Diprotodontia, Phalangeridae. Gene Ontology annotation, biological process: regulation of transcription by RNA polymerase II. Gene Ontology annotation, molecular function: DNA-binding transcription factor activity, RNA polymerase II-specific; RNA polymerase II transcription regulatory region sequence-specific DNA binding. Gene Ontology annotation, cellular component: nucleus. The transcript has 3 exons.